AUGCGCGUGCGGCACUGGGGUUGUCGGCUCGGGCAGCUGUUGGUGGCGGGCGGCUUCCUCGUCCUCUGGGCUGGUCAGGGCGGCUCUGCGGUCCGCUGGAAAGGUUACCAACCUCGGCUGCAGGCUGCCGUUCCUCCACAAGGAGUGCGUGGUGAAAUAGAUUCCCGUCGUAUUUCAACUGAGCAGCGGGAACGUGGCUCCACGGAUUUUGGGCAGGAGUCUGCGCUGGAUGACGAGGCACCCCUGAGUGCGCUCGAGGCGCAAAUCAUUUACACAGGGACCGGCAGCUGUUCAUCCAGCCCGUGCGGUCAGGAUGCGUACUGCAAAGAUUACGCGAGUGGAUUCGGGUGCACGUGUCACUUGGGCUUUUUCUGGGAUGGGAAAACCUGCAUUUCCAUCAGACAGCACCACCUGUGUGCUCCGGGACACCCUCAAGACUACGUCGUCCAAAAUGUCUACAGCUGCGUCUGCCCCAGUGGCUACAGUACUGGAACCGCAACUCUGUCAAACGGUGCGACUGUGGAGACGUGUAUGCGCGCCGCCGCAUGCGAGCCGGGUUACUAUUUCGACGGGACGACAUGCAAGCUCGCAACGGACCAGUUGUGUGCACCUGGCAAGCUGGGUGCCCAGACCGAGUCAGGUGGAUUCACUUGUGUCUGCCCAGAGGGAUACGAAACGCAGACAGAUACCAUAUCUAGAAAUGUGUCUGUGCAGCGCUGUGUGGAGGAUCCGUGCACAAACAAGUGCAAGCCGGGAACGUGCAGGCGAGACACCGACUCAGAACUGGGCUAUGCAUGCCAAUGCCUCGACGGCUACACACUGAAAACGACAGCCGAAGGGCAGAGCUGUGAGCAGGACCCGUGCUCAAAGCACCCUUGUGGCGCCGACAGCCAGCAUCACAAGUGCACGAAUAAAGGCGGAGAGGUCUAUUCGUGUGUUUGCGCGCCGGGCUACACCUUCAACGGCACGACAUGCACGAUCGCGGCUGCAGAUUUGUGCGACCCGGGCACAGUGCAGCCUGCCGGCGACACAGGGGGAUACACGUGUUCCUGUCCCGCGGGCUACCAAGCGCAAGACGUGGUUGGGUCUGACAGCGAAGGUGUGCCGCGCCAGCGGUGCGCGGAGGACGUGUGUUACCGCAAGUGUGAUAACGGGACGUGCGUGCCGAAAUCGCCGUCAACCUUGGCAGGCGCCAAGUAUACGUGCAGCUGCAACAAGGGCUUCACGCUCGUGGAGGGGGACAAGGACUCGCGGUGUGAACGAGACCCGUGCGCGGGGAACCCGUGCGGUCCCGCAGAGGAUCAGCACGUGUGCCGAAGAACGGAAGACGAUGUGGGCUAUGCGUGCAAGUGCGCGCCGGGCUACACCUUCAACGGCACGACAUGCACGAUCGCGGCUGCAGAUCUGUGCGACCCGGGCACAGUGCAGCCUGCCGGCGACACAGGGGGAUACACGUGUUCCUGUCCCGCGGGCUACCAAGCGCAAGACGUGGUUGGGUCUGACAGCGAAGGUGUGCCGCGCCAGCGGUGCGCGGAGGACGUGUGUUACCGCAAGUGUGAUAACGGGACGUGCGUGCCGAAAUCGCCGUCAACCUUGGCAGGCGCCAAGUAUACGUGCAGCUGCAACAAGGGCUUCACGCUCGUGGAGGGGGACAAGGACUCGCGGUGUGAACGAGACCCGUGCGCAGGGAACCCGUGCGGUCCCGCAGAGGAUCAGCACGUGUGCCGAAGAACGGAAGACGAUGUGGGCUAUGCGUGCAAGUGCGCGUCGGGCUUUUUUUUCAAUGAGACAACGUGCACGCGGGCGACCAAUGAACUGUGUAGUCCCGGUGAACUGGGGGAGCAGGGAAAAGUGAACGAGUACACGUGCGCGUGCCCGCCGGAGUGGGUCGCGGAGUCGUUCACUGCGGCAGGAAAUGUCACCCUGCAGCGGUGUAGUCGUGACGUCUGCGUUGGAAAAUGUUCGCCCGGCGAUUGCGUGGCGGCCUCUGAUAAUGCGUCGUACACAUGCGAAUGUCCCAAGGCCCACCGCGUCGCGGUCGGCGCGGACGGAGGCGAGGUGUGCAGGGUCAGCGCCUGUGCGGCAGACCCCUGUGGCGCCGCGGAGGCGGGGCACGAAUGCACAGACACAGAGGAGUCGGGCUACACGUGUCGCUGUGCGUUGGGCUUCUUCUUUGACGGCCAAACGUGCCUCGAGGCGUCGGACGCGCAGUGCCGACCAGGCGUGCUCGGCGUGCAGCAGAAGCCCAACGUGUAUAGUUGCGUCUGUCCGCAAAGGUACCGCGCCCAGAGCUACGAGAGUGGAGGCGUGAUCCUGCAGAGGUGCACGGAGGAUCCGUGCUUCGCCAAGUGCCUGCCUGGCACGUGCACGCCGAGCGAGGGACCCGAAGCGGGCUUCGCAUGCAGUUGCCCCGUGGGCUACACAGCUGCAGUUGGAGAGCAAGGGCAGUACUGCAAGGCGGAUCCGUGUGCGAAGCACCCCUGCGGGGAUAAGGCUGAUGGACACAAGUGCAGCAGCACCGCCGACGGCUUGAGCUACUCCUGCGUGUGCGCGCCGGGAUUCUACCUUAACGGGAGCUCCUGUGAGGCCGCGACCGACGCGCUCUGCUCGCCUGGCACGAUAGGGCCGCAGACCACGACGAACGAGUACACUUGUGUCUGUCCGCCUCAGGCGGAGGUGGAAUCCUUCCCAGCGCCGGGCAACGUGACCCUGCAGAGGUGCGUCGUCGGGUCCUGCGCGGGCAAGUGCGGCCCAGGGACGUGCAGCCGCUCCCUGGCGUCUCCCUACGGGUACGCGUGCGACUGCCCAGAUGGAUACUCCGUCGCGGUGGGCGAAGCCGGAGAAGAAUGCAGGAAGAAUCCCUGCUUGGCGAAUCCCUGCGGCGCGCCGUAUGUGGGGCACACGUGCAGGAGCCUGGGCGAUUCGAGUUACUCGUGCCGGUGUGCAAAUGGGUACUUCUUCAACGGCAAUGCAUGCGAAGCAGCGACGGACGAGAUGUGUUCGCCAGGCCGGCUGGGCGACGAAACAAAACUCAACAGCUACGUUUGCAGUUGUCCAGGUGGAUACAGGCGUGAGGAGUUUGAAGGCAACGGUGGCGUCACGUUGGAACGGUGCGUUAAAGACAUCUGCUUCGGCAAAUGCGAGCCGGGCGACUGCACUCGACUGGAAGGCUCGCCUCCCAGCUACACGUGCGAGUGCCCAGAGAAGUACUCCGUGCUGCAGGCGCCCGCGGGAGAGAGUUGCCAGGCAGAUCCCUGCUCAGUCUCCCCUUGCGGUCCUGAAGGCCAGGGACACGUCUGCACAAACAAAGAGGGCAUGGAGUAUUCGUGUGUCUGCAAAUCCAAGUACUACUACAACGGGAAAACGUGUCUACCCUUCUCCUCGACGCUCUGCUCGCCGGGCUCGCUGGGCACGCAGAAGCGGCCGAACGAGUAUACCUGUAAGUGCCCGAGCGGCUACGCUGCUGAGGACGUUCCAGUCGCGGAGGACGUCACCCAGCAAAAAUGUAUUAAAGCGGUGUGCUUGAACAAGUGCGCCAACGGCACAUGCGUGAGCGCCUUCUUUAGUCGGUGGGGCUACAGCUGCCACUGCGACGACGGGUACGACGUCGCCACAGGCCCCGAGGGCGAGUACUGCAAGAAAGACGUCUGCGCGGAACAUCCUUGUGGAGACGCGGCGGAGGGACACACAUGCCGCGGAGCGGACAGCGACCCGGGCUACGUCUGCACCUGCGAGAUGGGAUUCUACUUCGACGGGACGUCCUGCAAGCGCGUCGAAGACGCCGUGUGCCAGCCUGGGACCGUCGCCGCGCUGACCCCGAACGCGUACACGUGUAGCUGUCCAGAUAAGUACGUGGAGGAAGACUUCACGGUUGCGGGCAACGUGACUUUGCAGCGCUGCGUGAAAAGCAUAUGCGAUGGCAAGUGUGCGAACGGGGUGUGCUCCCGGGACUCCUCUCGUACGCACGGCUUCGCAUGUCAGUGCGACCCCGGCUUCUCUGUGUCCGAUGGUGAGGAGGGCGAGUUCUGCAAAAAAGACCCUUGCACUUUGAAGCCUUGCGGAGAAGGCCCGCCGCACCAGUGCAUCACUGAGAGCGAGACCGAGUACAGCUGCGUGUGCGCGAGCCGCUACUAUUACGACGGGACGAAGUGUCUCCUCGCCACGGACGACCUGUGCGAUCCCGGCGAGCUGGCCGUGGUGCAGAAUCCGCAGCCCAACACCUACGCGUGCACCUGUCCCAACGGAUUCCUUGUGGAGGAGUUCCCCUCCCCCAAGGGGUCGCUCAUGUUCCAGCGGUGCAAAAAGGAUGCGUGCUUCGAGAAGUGCCAACACGGCUCGUGCUCGGCGGAUGACUCGGCGCCGGGAGGCUACAAAUGUUCGUGCUCUCCAGGGUACUCCGUCCGCUCGACGGAGGACGGCGAGCACUGCGUGGCAGAUCCAUGCUCCUCAAACCCUUGCGGGUCGACCGCAGCCGGUCACCAGUGCGCCAACCAGGGCGGGAUGAACUACGCGUGCACCUGUGCCGCGGGUCAUUUCUUCAACGGGACGACCUGCAAAGUGCCGACCAACGAGCUCUGCGAGCCGGGCGAGCUGGCAGGCGACGCAGUGAACAACGCGUACGCAUGCACCUGUCCCGAGGAGUACAUAAUGGAAACCUUCACUGGCGCCGGCAACGUGACUCUGCAGCGCUGCGUGAAAGACCCCUGCCUCGGUAAAUGCGCGCCCGGAGAAUGCACGCGCGACCGGACGGCGGACUUUGGCUACGUCUGCGAGUGCACGGGGAUGUAUAGCGUCGCAGAGACUGAGUCGGGUCCGAUCUGUCGCGACGAUCCGUGCAAGGUUCACCCGUGCGGGCCGAGUGAGGAGCUCCACGAGUGCCGCAACACCGGCGGAAAGAACUACGAGUGUGAGUGUGCCUGGGGCUACUACUUCAAUGGCGCGUCCUGCCAGAUUCUAUCCGAAAGCGUGUGUGACCCGGGCGACGCCGUGCAGCAGGUGGUGAACGAGUACACGUGUUCCUGUCCAAAGGGACACACCAGAGACACGUUCGAGUCCCCAGAGGGCGCGGUGCUCGAGAACUGCGUCACAGAUACGUGCUACCAGCAGUGUCAGCACGGCACCUGUGUGCGGGACAAGUCGGCAGCCUUCGGCUACCAGUGCCAGUGCUCCGAGGGCUACUUGGUCCGGGGCGGCGCGCCCUCGGGAGGCGGGCCGCAGUGCGUCGUCGACCCGUGUGCUGGCGACGCCUGUGGCGAGCCUGAAGCAGUUCACAGCUGCGUUGUCACAGAUGACUUGAGCGCCAGUUGCAUGUGUAACGAGGGCUUCGCGUACAACAAAUUCAUCAAAAAAUGCACGGACCAAAGCCCGUGCGACUACGGCGCCUGCGGACCCUCGGAGGGUGUGGCGCGGUGCACGUCGUCGAGUGCCGGCUCGUGGAGCUGCGAGUGCAGACAGGGCUUCCAAGUCGCUGUCACGUCCGAGAACAAACAGUACUGCGUCCGCUGGAGCUUUUGCGACGGAGAUCCCUGCGGCCCGCCCGCGGACGGAAACGUGUGUGUGUCGGCGCUCACAGGGUACACCUGCCGGUGCGGCUCAGGGUACACGCUGGUCAGGGAAGCGCAGCCACGCUGCGAGCGCGUGACGGCGGGUUCGCCUGUGCCGGAGGCCGGCGGAAUAACCCAGGGGAGCGGUGAGGCAACCCCGGGGGCAGGGGGAGAAGCCCCGGGGGAGGACGACGGAACAGCUCCGGGGGAGAACGAGGAGGUAAAUCAGGGAGAGACCGGUUAA
This is a messenger RNA of Besnoitia besnoiti, 5787 nucleotides long. Its product is annotated as EGF family domain-containing protein. Gene Ontology annotation, molecular function: calcium ion binding. Lineage: Eukaryota; Apicomplexa; Conoidasida; Eucoccidiorida; Sarcocystidae. The transcript has a single exon. Bases 1 to 5787 code for a protein of 1928 amino acids. The record is from RefSeq and is a predicted model, not a curated record.